UAAACCCCCAGAACCUUCUCCUCCCCCGCCGCCGCCGACAAAACCCUAGACCCCCACCCCCGGAAUGGCCCUCGCGCUGCGCCUCCGGCGGGCCCUUGCCGCCGCCUCCACCGCGGCGCCCCUCCUCCGCCCGUCCGCCUCCCUUGCCCGUCCCGUCCCCUUCGCGCCUCCCUCCGCCUCUCCGGCGGCGCCGCUCCCGCGGGCGCCGUGGCGGCUCCUCCCCGGCGGCGCCGCCGGGUUCCGGUCGACGGCCGCGGUGGCGGCGCGCGGCGGGGCGGACUACGGGGCGGACGACAGCAAGAUCUCCCCCGACGAGAUCCUCUUCGAGGGCUGCGACUUCAACCACUGGCUCAUCACCAUGGAGUUCCCGGACCCCAAGCCCUCCCGCGAGGAGAUGAUCGAGACCUAUCUCCAGACCCUCGCCAAGGUCGUCGGGAGUUACGAGGAGGCUAAGAAGAGAAUGUAUGCUUUUAGUACAACAACCUAUACUGGUUUUCAGGCUGUAAUGGAUGAGGAUACGUCAGAAAAAUUCCGCGGUUUGCCUGGAGUUGUUUUCAUUUUGCCUGAUUCUUACCUAUAUCCAGAGACAAAGGAGUACGGAGGAGACAAAUAUGACAAUGGUUUGAUCACUCCAAGACCACCGCCUGUUCAUUAUAGCAAACCCUCAAGGACUGAUAGGAAUCGUAACUACCGAGGAAACCCCCAGGAUGGCCCUCCACAGCAAGGAAAUUACCAGAACAGCCGCCCUCCGCAAGGAGGUUAUCAGAAUAGCCCGCCACAGCAAGGAAACUUCCAGACAUACCGCUCUCAGCAAGAUGGAAGAAGCUAUCCCCCACAGCAGAAUUAUGCACAAGGUGUACAAGAUGCUAGAGGUUUUGGGGGGAAUGAUUAUGCAGACCGUUCAGGUUACAGUAGACCACCUGGUGGCUUCCAAGGUCAAGCACAUCAGUACCCAGGGAAUCCAGCUGGUCAAGGUCAAGCUUACGACAAUCCCCAAGAGCGCAGGAACUUCUCGCAAGGACAGGGAGGAGGUUUCAGGCCUGGUGGCCCUUCACCACCUGGAUCUUAUGGCCAACCAUCACCACCUGGAUCUUAUGGCCAACCAUCACCAACUGGAUCUUAUGGCCAACCAUCACCACCUGGAAACUAUGGCCAGGCACCUCCAUCAGCAUAUCCUGGAGGUAGCAGAGUUCCUGGUGUGAAUCCUAGUUUUGAUGGGGAGAGCAGACAGGGGGCUGGACCGGCAUAUGGUGGAGAUAACUGGCAAAGAGGUUCUGGUCAAUAUCCUAGCCCAGGUGAAGGACAAGGAAACUGGCAGGGUAGGCAGUAAGAGCUUAAGCGUUCCACUGAAGACAAACGUGAGACUUGCGAUGUAGAAACCCCCACCUGUAAAAUGAACGACUGGUGCAUUACUUUAUCUUUUCUUUUCAUUCAAACUCUAAACUUACUGGCAUGUGUUGCUACCAAAGUUAUGGAUGCAAACUUAUUUUUGUUUGUUGGUCCGGAAGUUGGUAUUUUUAAAUAACAAAGAAUGUGGAACGUUCUUUUGUCUCUA
Molecule: messenger RNA, 1555 nt
Organism: Panicum virgatum (switchgrass)
Lineage: Eukaryota; Viridiplantae; Streptophyta; Magnoliopsida; Poales; Poaceae
Product: multiple organellar RNA editing factor 1, mitochondrial-like
Exons: 5
Coding region: 65-1330 (421 amino acids)
Biological process (GO): mitochondrial mRNA modification; cytidine to uridine editing
Cellular component (GO): mitochondrion
Source: RefSeq, a predicted model, not a curated record